Molecule: messenger RNA, 942 nt
Organism: Colossoma macropomum (tambaqui)
Lineage: Eukaryota; Metazoa; Chordata; Actinopteri; Characiformes; Serrasalmidae
Product: butyrophilin-like protein 3
Exons: 5
Source: RefSeq, a predicted model, not a curated record
GUUGUGCAAAUGAAUGACAGAUGUUUUUAAGUACAACAUUCUUGUCCUCUUCAUGAGUUCCUGCAGUGCAGACACGUUGGGUUUAAUUUAAUACGUCAUUCAACUUUGCGUCAUAUUUGAAAGCCGCAGAGUUGCGGUGGCCACUGUGUAGAUCCGCCCCUGCGGGUCUCGCUGAAACCGAAAGAAGAACGUUACCUCAGCCUGAACAGCGGCGUCAUUCAGUGAAGGACAGAGAAGCGGAGCUGAUACUGCAGACUGACGGAGAACUGGAGGAUUUCACCUGAGAGAGCAGAGAGAGGAGCAGAAUGGCAAUUACUGCAUUCUGAAGGAGAACCAGAGGAUUCUGCUGAGAGCUUCACCUGAGAGAGCAAAAUGAAGUGUGUUUGGGUGAUGAUUCUGUUCCUCCACUCCACUUUUUCAGAGAAGUUUGAGGUUGUGGGUCCAGUUGCUCUUGUUGUCACUGCAGCUGGUUCUGACAUUGUUCUACCAUGUUCUGUUCGACGCUCGACUGAUCAGUCCAGUCUGAGUGCUGUGGAUAUGAACAUUACAUGGACCAGAUCAGACCUGGGAGGCGCUGUAGUUCAUUUCUAUGGAAAUCAUAAAGACAUGAACACCGGGCAGAUUCCUCAUUACAGAGAGAGAACAGCUCUGUUUAAAGAGGAGCUACAGAACGGCGACGCCUCACUGAGACUGAGUAAAGUUGGUGUUUUUGAUGAAGGAGAGUACAGAUGUAGUGUUGAAUCCAGAGAAUGGAAACAUGAUUUCUCUUUUAAAAUUAGAGUUGAAGUUAUUGGAACACGGCCACUGAUCACUGUGGAGAGAUACGAAAAGACGUCUGAAGAGUUCACUUUACUGUGUGAAUCUAAAGGCUGGCGGCCUCAGCCUGACCUUCAGUGGCUGGACAGUGAAGAAAACAAUCUGACUGCAGGAGAUACAGAGUCA